AUGAAAGGAGUAUGCAAAACUGCCGGGGAGCUUUUGGCUGAGUACUGUUUUGGGCUGGUGUGUGUUGCUGCAGGACCAUGGGGACAGAUAUGUGCCGGGAAUCCUAUGAACAAAGCAAGGGGCUGUGAUGGAUAUGGCUGUGGAUAUUAUGCAGCUCCAAGAAAGGACGGUCGAAGAAAGCACCUAGGGGUGGAUGUUAUAUGCAGAGAUGGCUCAACAGUGUAUGCUCCUUUCACUGGCACGAUUGAGAGACGAAUUAACCCCCAUGGAGGGAGCAGUGUCAUUGAUAAUGGUGUCCAACUUCGUGGAUCAGGUUUCUGUGUCCAGAUGUUCUAUAUCAGGCCUGUUAAAUACAGAGGUCGGAUCAACAAGGGGCAAACCAUUGGAGAAAUGAUGCCAAUGCAGAGAGUAUAUCCUGGUAUAACAUCUCAUGUUCAUGUCCAGAAAUGUAACCGCUUUAAUGUCACUCUCUGCAAAAUGUUCCCACUCAAAUUGAUUGUUUUUAUUGCCUUGGUUUCCAUUGUUGUUGCAGGACCAUGGGGACAAAUAUGUGCUGGGAAUCCUUCAAACAAAGUAAGGGGCUGUGAUAUCAAAGGAUGUGGAAAUUACGGCGCUCCAAGGAAAUCAAGAGAUGGCACCAUAAGACGACAUCUAGGGGUGGAUGUUGUAUGCAACGAUGGAUCAACAGUGUAUGCUCCUUUUAGUGGUACUAUUGAGAGACAAGUUAUCCCCUAUAAAAUCAAUAAUGCCAUUAAUAAUGGAAUCCUACUCCGUGGAUCAGGUUUCUGCGUAAAAAUGUUCUAUAUCAAGCCUGUUAAAUACCAAGGCCAGAUCGCAAAGGGCAACAAAAUUGGAGUAAUGCUGCCAAUGCAAAGAGUGUAUCCUCGUAUAACAUCUCACGUUCACAUUGAGAACUGUGACAAAUCAGAUCCUACUAGUAACUUAUAAAUGCAAAGUUACAUGAAAUGAAAAGGUACAAAAUUUCAAACAAAAUCAACUGAGCAAACAAAAACAAGUUUCUUUCCUCCUUCCCAGAGACGCUGCCAAAAAAAUGUAAUCCACGGGAAAGGAAAAGAUGUAUUAUGUAUACAGCAAAAUAAAAAUGUGUAUGUCAA
Molecule: messenger RNA, 1115 nt
Organism: Caretta caretta (loggerhead turtle)
Lineage: Eukaryota; Metazoa; Chordata; Testudines; Cheloniidae
Source: RefSeq, a predicted model, not a curated record